This is a messenger RNA of Haliotis rufescens (red abalone), 598 nucleotides long. RefSeq lists its product as uncharacterized. The transcript is spliced from 5 exons. The record is from RefSeq and is a predicted model, not a curated record. Gene Ontology annotation, molecular function: calcium ion binding. Lineage: Eukaryota; Metazoa; Mollusca; Gastropoda; Lepetellida; Haliotidae. Bases 115 to 531 code for a protein of 138 amino acids.
AUUUUACACGGCUGGUCUCCAUACAACCGGGGCAUUCAUGACAGGUGUUAUCUGAACUGUGGCAAGGGGCUACUGAGAGACAGUUUACCUGCGUCUGUGUUCAAGCCAACAAUCAUGAAGUUCCUAGUGACAGCUGUGACGUCGUUCGUCCUUCUUGGUUUGGUGUCCUGCAACUCUGAGCCGCAGAAGGAGGCGAUCUUGUUCGACGCCGUCGACAAGGACAAGGACGGCAAACUUACCCCCGCUGAAUUGGAAACCAUCUUCCUCUUCUUUGACGCCAACAAUGACACGGAGAUCACAAAGUUGGAAUUCGAGGAUGAUUGGGUUACCAAGUAUAAGCUGGGAGCAACGGCAGAGGCGAUCGCCCUCUUCGAUGCAGCUGAUGCAAAUGACGAUGGCAAAAUUACCAAGGCUGAUUUACCUUUCAUCUUCCAGUAUUUCGACAUGGACAGUGACGGCUCCGUUGACAUGAAUGAGUUCCUGACACAGUGGGGAGACCUCUCUCUGGUCCCAGUCCAAAUAGGAAAGUAGGAGUUAUGUCCCCUGAUAACACACACCAUUUGAAUUGUACAUUUAAUAAACGUCUUUUGUCUCUAAA